UCGCAUGGCAAGAACUAACAGCAAAGUAAACACAAAAUUCAGCAAAAAAUACGAAAAGAAAGAAUUUGCGUUGAAUUUCGAUUCGUGUUUCGUAUUUCGUAUUUCGUGCUUCGUGUGUUUCGUGUCCGGGUUCGCAGCUUGUCUUGACCCCGGCUGGUUCCACUGUAAGCUGCUCUCUGGCUACGUGACGAAGUCAAUCAAAUUAUAAGUUAAUGAGCUCUAACGCUAUUAAAAACUAAAAGUUUGACUUAAAUCUGCAAUCCACACUAUGCAGCAUAGAUUGAAAUAACCAAAAGAUAUAAGAGAAAUAUUGAAAACGAAUUGAGAUUAAUAAAUAAUUACAAAAAGUGCAACAACAAGUUAACAAAACGGCAACAAUUAGUGCGCAAAGCUGCAAAUCUAUGAGUUUUGUAAGCCAAAGGACUACGAACAUUGAGUUUCAAUUGCUGCCGAACAGAUAACAAUAAAUAAAAGUGUUUUUUUAAGGCCAAAUAACGCGUUUCGAUUAGAGCCAAGUUUUGUUAAAGAAUAAAGUCGAAGAUGGCCAAGUACUAUAUGACCCUGGCUCUGCUGCUCUGCCUGGCCUUAGAGAACAACAACAUCUAUGCGCGCUCGCAUCCCGGUGGCUCGGACGAGGCAGGCAGCCUGCCUCUGGUGCGCGCUCAUCCGCAUUCGCGGCAUCAGCCGCAUCAGCAUUCGCAGCACCUGCAGCACCAACACGUACAGCAGCUGCAGCAGCAUCACACACGCCAGCAACGCGAUCGUCAGCCGAAACGCAUUGCCCCGGAUCCGACCAGCGAGGAGGAGGAACUGAAUCAGCUUCACUACGAGCAGCGACUGAGGCGGCAUCUGCGCAGGCAGCGCGAGCAUCAGCUGGAGCAGGAGCGCAGCUAUCAUCGCGUCUCUGCCACACAGCUGAAGACCAGUCCCAAGCUGUGGCAGCUGCUCAGCCAGGGCUAUGAGUUUGACGACAAGGAGCAGGAGCAGGAUCAGGACCAGGAGCAGGACCUCUCUGAGAUUUUUCCGCCUAUGUCCAAUGAUGCGCCCGCUGAUGAGCUGAUGCAGAACGAGGAUCCACAGGACUUUAUUCGCAACGAGCUGCAGCUGAACUUGGCCGAGCCAGCACCACCAGUUGUUCUUGAGGAUGCCACUGCAGCUCAUAAUGCCAGCAGCCAUACCAAUGGCACAGCCUCGAGUGGCUGCCCCAAGUGCGAGAGCAAUCGCCAAGUGGAGCACAUCACGGAGGAAGAGCUGCGACGUCUUCGCAUCGAGUUUGUUAAGCAGCAAAUUCUCGAGAAACUGCGCCUCAAGGAGAGUCCCAAUGUGUCCGCCAUCGAGCUGCCACGCCCCAUUUUCGAGGGCGUCACGCUGCAGCAUACAGAAGAAUCCAACAAGAACAAGGACUACGAUGAUUACUACGCGCGCACCAAUCAGAAAUUUAUACUCCUUCAAAGAGAAGAAACCGAGUGCCGUCGCUUAGGCGCGCAUCCUUCGAUGUGCUUCAGCUUUAAGAUUGACGAUAUGGAUGCGGAUGGCUUCGAUGUGAGCAGCGCAGUUCUGUGGCUCUACAAGAACAAGCAGAACUACACCAAGUCGAGCAACGAGAGCCAGUCGAACGGGCAGCAGCAGAAGCAGCAGACGCUGCUUGUAUCCGAGGUGGAGCAGCAACUUGACUCCAAGUAUUUGCCAUUGGCCAAGACCAUAGCCAUACAGUCGGUGGACGUGCAAGAUGAAUGGAUGAAGAUCAAUAUUGAAUGGCCGAUCAAGCGCUGGUUCGGCAAUCACGAUCUCAGCCAUCUGAUACAGAUCACCUGCGAGUCGUGCGACAUCGCGAGCAUGGAGGAGAUCAUCUCGGUGAACAACAACUACAGACCGUUCAUAAUGAUCGAUACACAGAAUCGACGCAGCAAAUCCCGGCAGAAGCGCAACAUCAACUGCUCGAGCGGCGUCACCGAAUGCUGUCGGGAAAAGCUGUAUAUAUCAUUCGCGGACAUCGGCUGGGACAACUGGAUAUUGCAGCCGAAGGGCUACGAUGCCUACUUCUGUCGCGGCUCCUGCAGCUCCGUGGCGAGCGUUGCCCAAGCCGCAUCGCAUCACAGCUCAUUGCUGAAAAUCCUUUCAACAAAUGGUACACGCAAACCCUUGGACCUGAUACCCUGCUGUACCGCCAAACAGUAUUCCUCGUUGCAGUUGGUCGUGCUGGACUCCAACAACUCGGCGACAAUCAAGACCUUGCCGAACAUGGUCGUUGAGUCAUGCGGCUGCAGAUAGUUACCAAUCAAAUGGCCGCUCCCUCUGCCACUCUCUUUCAUCCCCUUCUAACUGUAUCAAAUAAGUCUCAUGCAGCAUCGAGAAGCAAGGCUCUCACAAAUGAACGGACAAAUUAGUACUAGUUCACACACACUCGCACACACACACACACACACAUCAUAGUUUAGCUGUAAAAGUUUACAAAUUUAAUUUAAUUUCAUUUUCCAAUUCAUCGGCAUUAGUCGUAAUUUAAAUAAUUUAAACACGCUGCCAUUAGUCGUAGUCGCAAUUAGUUAAUUUGAGUUGAAGCUGUAAGCGUAUGUACUUAAGCGCUCGAACUAUGCCUAAUCAUAUUCUAAUUAUAUUUAAUUAGCCAAUAAUUACAUUCAUCAAUCGUCAAUCAGCCAAUCAUCAAGACUUCAUCUAAAAUUAUUGUCAAUUAGCUGUACUUACUUUUGUCUAAUGUGUUUUUAAUGGCCUUCAGCACUUGGAAAAACAUUAGAAAAGCAAAUGAAAGA
Messenger RNA from Drosophila hydei, 2768 nucleotides. It is a transcript of the gene daw, whose product is annotated as inhibin beta A chain. The transcript is spliced from 5 exons. Lineage: Eukaryota; Metazoa; Arthropoda; Insecta; Diptera; Drosophilidae. Gene Ontology annotation, molecular function: growth factor activity; cytokine activity. Gene Ontology annotation, cellular component: extracellular region. Bases 541 to 2271 code for a protein of 576 amino acids. The record is from RefSeq and is a predicted model, not a curated record. Gene Ontology annotation, biological process: SMAD protein signal transduction.